This is a messenger RNA of Panicum virgatum (switchgrass), 1598 nucleotides long. RefSeq lists its product as uncharacterized. The record is from RefSeq and is a predicted model, not a curated record. Gene Ontology annotation, biological process: glycerophospholipid biosynthetic process. Lineage: Eukaryota; Viridiplantae; Streptophyta; Magnoliopsida; Poales; Poaceae. Bases 130 to 1305 code for a protein of 391 amino acids. The transcript is spliced from 12 exons. Gene Ontology annotation, cellular component: mitochondrion.
GUCUGAACGAGGUGUGGCCCAGGCCCACACGUUAGCCACACUCGCCCGCCGCUACGCCCCCACCCAGCCUCGGGUUCGCUGGGAAACCGAAGGCCGUAGAGCCGGACUUGCAGAGCACUGCGGCGAGACAUGAGGGGCUUCCGCUCUGCGCUGGUCCGCGCGGCGCGGUCGCGGUCGCGGGCGGAGCUCCAGACCGCGCAGCGCCAGCGGCCGUCGGAUCUCGCCCAGCGUUUUUCCCACUCCGCGGCGGCCCCGGAGAAGCCGUCCUUUGGCAUCGCGUUCGACAUCGACGGGGUCAUCCUGCGCGGCCGCAGCCCGAUCGGGGGCGCGCCACGGGCCAUCCGCCGCCUCUACUCCGAAGACGGUACCCUGAAGAUUCCGUUUCUGUUUUUGACCAACGGAGGAGGUGUUCCAGAGCACAGAAGGGCUCUUGAGCUAAGCCAACUUUUAGGGGUUAACAUUUCUCCUACACAGGUCGUGCAUGGCCAUUCUCCCUACAGAGAGCUGGUGGAUCGUUUUGAAAAUGACCUUAUUGUUGCUGUUGGAAAAGGAGAGACUGCAGUAGUGAUGUCUGAGUACGGAUUUAGAAAAGUUCUAUCCAUAGAUGAAUAUGCAUCUUAUUUUAAAGAUAUUGACCCCCUGGCUCCUUUCAAGACUUGGAAAGUUGGGCAAAAAACAAACAGUUACAUGUCUGCAAAAGUGCACCCAUCAUAUGAUGUUUAUUCAGAGAGAGUUAAAGGAGUGUUUGUUGUCAGCGAUUGUAACGAUCCUGUUGACUGGGGAAGAGAUCUACAGGUACUUUGUGACAUCUUGUCCACUGGUGGACUUCCUGGGAGUGGAAAAGGGGAUCAACCUCCUUUGUAUUUUGCAGCUGAUGAUCUUGAAUACCAGGCAGCAUUUCCUUCUGAACGGCUUGGGAUGGGUGCCUUCAGGAUAGCAUUGGAAAGUAUCUUCAAUCAAAUAAAUGAUCAUCCCCUGAAGUAUACAUCUUAUGGAAAACCGAAUCCAUUUGUGUUCAAGAAUGCAGCAAGCAUACUUGAAAAGCUUCUUAUGAGUAUGUAUCCUAAUUCACAGUCAUCAAAGGAAGUAAAAGAUUGUCUGUUUUCAACUAUCUACAUGGUUGGUGACAAUCCUAAAGUUGAUAUCAAUGGAGCUUUGAAGGCUGGCCACCCAUGGUCGUCUGUUCUUACAAGAACGGGUGUUUUUAGGGGAAAAGAUAAUGAUCCACAGUUUCCUGCAGAUGCGGUUGUUGAUACGGUAGAAGAUGCCAUCAACUAUAUUUUGGAGAAGGAAUGUAUACGGUGACAAUACCAUCUAUACUCCUUUGACCCUUCAUUGUUAUUUGGCGUGAUUGACAACAUGUACAGCCAAUUUCCUCUUUCUGUCUAGUAAAUUUGGAAUAAUCGUCGGCUGUAGAUUGAUCUCUUAUUCAUUCUACUUACAAAUACACGGUGGUGACAUCAGGCCACAUUCCUUUGCUAAUAUUUUUGUUGGCUGAAGGGGCUAAUUUAUUAUUUGUAGAAAGAUCAAAAGCUCUAUGCUGUGGGGCUGAAACUGAAAAUUUGAAGCAAAUUCAAAAUUUGCGUCAUUGCUUUAAA